AUGAUUUUCAAACAUGUAGGCGAAGCAUCGUCAUCUGCUACAAACAGAAUCAAGAACGAGAUCAAGUUCGAGCAUGUCAACGCAAAGCGUGCUGCUAAGCAAGAAGCGAGUGGCGAUAUAGCAGUUUGCUCAUCAUGUGGUCAAUCUGGACACGGCCGUUCUUCCAACAAAGCAUGCCCAAAUUACCGUCCCAAGCGGAUUCAUGCCAGUGAACUCGAGCGAACAUCGAUCAUCAAGACGUCCCUCAAGAAUAUAUGCAAAUGUCCACGUUUUAUUGGUGCCGUACAGCGAGCUGCUGAACAUGUUCUGCCAUUCAAACGACCCACCAGAAACCCGAAUACCGAUGACAGCAAGAAAUCGGCGUCCAGUAGCAAGUAG
Messenger RNA from Radiomyces spectabilis, 378 nucleotides. RefSeq lists its product as uncharacterized. The record is from RefSeq and is a predicted model, not a curated record. Bases 1 to 378 code for a protein of 125 amino acids. The transcript is spliced from 2 exons. NCBI's taxonomy places the organism in Eukaryota, Fungi, Mucoromycota, Mucoromycetes, Mucorales, Radiomycetaceae.